This is a messenger RNA of Xiphophorus couchianus (Monterrey platyfish), 3129 nucleotides long. RefSeq names its product spartin b (gene spartb). NCBI's taxonomy places the organism in Eukaryota, Metazoa, Chordata, Actinopteri, Cyprinodontiformes, Poeciliidae. The record is from RefSeq and is a predicted model, not a curated record. Gene Ontology annotation, biological process: cell division; negative regulation of BMP signaling pathway. The transcript is spliced from 9 exons. Gene Ontology annotation, cellular component: plasma membrane. The coding region runs from base 580 to 2403 and encodes 607 amino acids.
UAAUAAUAAUCUGUCCAACAAAUGGUGUUUUGCAGUUAAGAUCAUGACCACAAGAUGGAGGCAGACAUCAGGGACUAACACCCUUUACAAUUUAACCACUUUUGCCACAACAAAUUUUGUGUAGAGCCGUAAAACCUUGUGUAGUUAGUUUGCUUGCUAUAGUGGUAUGUAGGGGUGCGUGAGAGAGAUGUCAGAUGGCAAUCCAACUCAUAGUGUUACUCUUUGCUGCCGUUCAGUGGUCAUAAUGAAGAACUGCGAAAAUAAUCAGUUUUUGCUUCAUGGGACUUCAAGUACUUCCUGGUAAUACUUUCACAAUAAAAGCACAGUUCCACUAGGAAAUGUAAUAAUAGCCUCACUUUUCCAGUCACUGCAGUUUUGCUUCGAAGGGCCACGGGUACGUGUUGCGACAUCAAAUUACAUCUCUUUACUGGUGGAAGUCGUCAAACAGCUGAAUCUACUUAACUUUAGCAAGCAGGUGUGUCUGUCGAGCUAAUACUAUUCAGUACUUGAAAUAAAAGACAGAUAGAGGGCGGCUAGUUGCUAGUUGAGCUGUUCACAGACAUUUGACCCGCUAAGGGAAUGGAGAAGGCCAAGCAAGAUGCAUUUGAUAAUGCCAGACUCCAAGUGAUCAAAGAUGGCUAUGAAAGAGGGUUUGAGUGCAUCAAUGAAGGACUGUCAGCAGAUGAAGUUGGGGAAAAGUCGCAGGCUCUGGAGUUGUACAAGCGAGGUCGACAGCAUCUUCUCAGGGGCAUCAGCGUGCCUUCUCGGGGCGAGGAGUGUGUUGGCAGCUCCUGGGAAUCGGCCCGGCGAAUGCAGCAGAAGAUGCAGGAGACGCUGAACAACAUCACCACACGCCUUGCCAUGCUGGAGACCAGUUGUGACCUCGAGUCUGCACCCACACAGAGUUCUAGUGGCGCACACAUGUCUUCUGGAGGUCUGUAUCCAAAGCUCGACACCAAAGCAAAGCCAGAAAGACCAGCCCCACCAUGCCUAGCCACAGAAGCUGCAAGAGGUGUAGCUGCAAGCCAUACCCCAGUGGUUCCAGCUGAGCAACCACCAGCUUACUCUCCUCAGGCUGCUGAUGGCCAUGUCUCUAUCUCUUAUGGCACAGAAUCAGGAGAGAUGUCAGUGGUCGGGGAUGAUUUCUAUAGUCGUACAUCUACUUCCUCGUCAUCUUCUCAGAGUGUGGGUGAGGACGGAGAAGAGCUGCUUUACAUCCCUAAUGGUGUUCAGAUAUUCUUUGUCACACCCGAGGGGCAAGUAAGCGCCCCAUCAUACCCCGGCUACCUGCGGCUGGUGAAGUUCACCAGUGAUCCCUCGGACAGGAUGCCCAGUAGACCGCCAGCAUUUCUGCAGGUGUGUGACUGGCUCUACCCUCUCAUGUCUGUGAACUCUCCAGUGCUAGAGUGUAACACCGGAGUUUUUAUGUUUCCGGACAUGAUGGCGCCGGCACCGGGUUACUACGUCGGGGUUGUGUUGUCGUCUGAGCUCCCUGCAGCAGACCGAGCCUUGUUUAAGAACCUGCUCUCUCAGAUGACAGAUCUCAGGGUUCAGGCCGCAGAUGAAGCUGCAGACUCUGUUAAUCUCAGUCAGAAGGUAUCCAUUGCUGCACCUGAGGAGAGGGAGAGACCACCUGGAGCUGAUGAGGCGGCAUCUGCAGAAACCGAGGAGGAGAAAACUUUGCCUGAAUGGAGUGAAAAAGUGGCAAGUGGGAUCUUAACUGGUGCUUCCUGGUUAAGCUGGGGUUUGGUCAAAGGGGCUGAGUACACAGGCAAGGCUAUUCAGAAAGGGGCGUCUAAGCUCAGGGAACACAUCACUCCAGAGGACAAGCCCACCGAUGUGAGCCCCACUGUGACCAAAAGCCUCUAUGUGGCCAAGCAAGCAACAGGAGGCGCUGUUAAAGUCAGCCAGUUUCUAGUGGACGGUGUGUGUACUGUGGCUAACUGUGUUGGUCGAGAGUUGGCUCCUCAUGUGAAAAAACAUGGAGGCAAACUGAUUCCUGAGUCCAUGAAGAAGGAUAAAGACGGGCGCUCAAACAUGGACGGUGCGAUGGUGGUGGCUGCCAGUGGAAUGCAAGGAUUCGCAACUGUUUGGAAUGGUUUGGAAGCAGCUGCUAAGGACAUCACUACAAAUGUUGCAUCAGAAACAGUCACCACCAUAAAACAUAAAUAUAGAGCUCUACAAAACGUCUCUGAUACAUCUAAUGAGAAGAACAGUACGGCACUGCGGCAGGACAAGCCACGGACAACGCUGUCAAUUCUGCCAUUAAUGUUGGUAUUACUGCCUUCAAUAUUGACAACCUGGGGAUCAAAGCUGUGGUUAAAAGAACUGGAAAGCAAACAGCACAGGCUAUUUUGGAAGACUACAAGCUUCAGGAAAAACCACAAAACGGGAAGGAAGUAGAGAAACUCACCAAAUAGCUGUUGAUAUUCUGCCUCAUUUUCUCAACAAUGCCUUAAAACUUAUUUACUAAUCAGAAAGGUCUAUAUUUAAUACUCAUUAUUUAUAAGAACAUGCUCUAUAUUUGCUAGGUAGCUACUGUGAUGUGCAUACUCCACACAUUGGUAUAGCUCUCAAGCACUUUAAAUAUACAGCAGCUGGAUCAACAUCCAGAAAGUGGAAACCAAAACUUGAAGCACAUUGAUAUGCUCUCCAUAUUUAAAUUAAGGGCAAUAUUUUACAAAUAGGAUAAAUAUUUAAAAACCUCAAGUAUUUUUGUGUUAGAUUAAAUUGAUCUAUAAACAACUAUUGCUUAAUUUUGAUCACAUAUAAUGGUUUUGUCUGUGGAGUUUAACAUUUUAUCUCUUAGUGUGCUUAUAAACAAUGUUAAGUCUAACAUCUGGAUAAAUUGAAACUUUAAAGUUUCUUUAUUUUCAUUUGUCUUUAUUUAAUCAUCCUUAAAGAAGAUUCCUACAUUCCACUAAGGUGAUUAAAAUAUUGCCUAACCUGAUAGUAUGAAAUGUAACUAAAAAUUAUGAUAUUUGUAUUAACCUACAAGCUGUAAUACUGCCUUUUGUUGUGCAAUUUUGCUGAAGAAUUGUCUUAAAAAUUUGACUUUAAUGAUAAUGAAGGUUUCUUCUGUGUGAGAGGUGAACAAAACGAGUAAUAAAUUAAUUUGUGUGAUCCUAA